AUGCCACACACAGGUCAGGCCGGAGUCAAUCAACUGGGUGGAGUUUUCGUCAAUGGCAGGCCGUUACCAGAUUGCGUACGAAGAAGGAUCGUGGAGCUUGCCCUGUUGGGUGUGCGACCUUGCGACAUAUCCAGACAGUUGCUGGUGUCGCACGGUUGCGUCUCGAAAAUACUGACCAGAUUUUAUGAGACGGGAUCCAUCCGACCCGGAUCUAUUGGGGGAUCCAAGACCAAGCAAGUUGCGACGCCUACGGUGGUGAAGAAAAUAUUGCGAUUCAAACAAGAAAAUCCGGGAAUGUUCGCUUGGGAAAUCAGGGAACAGCUAAUUGCCCAACGUGUAUGCGAACCUCACAACAUACCUUCAGUCAGUUCGGUCAAUCGGAUCUUAAGAAACAGCGGCGUUUGGCCCGAUCCUCCGGAAAUGCUACACCAUCCCAGAACUUCACACACCGAUACUAUAAUGGGAACAGACAUUUACACAAAAUCUUCUUCGGGUUUGAACCCGGGUUUGGCCUACUUCCCGGCCAUCCACGAGUCAUCAUCCUACACGACAAACAAUAGAUUAUCAACGCUGCAACAUCAGUUGCACGUAUCAACAGGACCAAUAAACCAUCAAACUGCUUCACACCCCGCUUGGUCGAACCUUAUCAUUCCGUACCAGCCUACCAAGCUGGAAAGCAUACACAUCAAGGAAGAAGCCAAAGAGGAGAUAACGAUCACCGACGACGAAAACAAGGAGGUAAAGAAAAAAAAUCCGUACUCCAUUGAGGAAUUGUUGAAGAAACCUACCAAGAAAGCUAAAACGUUCAGCGAUGUCUACAUGGGAGUACAUCAGCCGUUUGGUGUGUUCGUGUCUAAUGAAGAUUUCAUUGAAGACAAAUAUCAAAGCAGCAGCAACAGCAGUAGGAGCGGGAGUGAGUGCGAUGCCGAUUCGGAAAUAAAAAUUGAUGUGGAGUAACUAUUUUAAAGAAAAUGUAGUUGACCUUAAAACAGUAAUUAGUUAUUUUGUUACCUGCCACAUAUCGAAGGUAAAUGUACACCAAAUAGACUGACCAGCCGUACUGUUUUGUGUUUUAUGUUUUUGCCAUAGUUUUUUUAAAGAUGUAUUAAAUUAAAUAAUCGGGGUUUAAUAGAUCGUAGUAUAGCCCUACGAUUAUAUUGUAUAUAUUAUUUGUUAAGUGUUACAUUCAA
This is a messenger RNA of Aethina tumida (small hive beetle), 1190 nucleotides long. RefSeq names its product paired box protein Pax-5. NCBI's taxonomy places the organism in Eukaryota, Metazoa, Arthropoda, Insecta, Coleoptera, Nitidulidae. Gene Ontology annotation, biological process: anatomical structure development; regulation of transcription by RNA polymerase II. Gene Ontology annotation, molecular function: RNA polymerase II cis-regulatory region sequence-specific DNA binding; DNA-binding transcription factor activity, RNA polymerase II-specific. The record is from RefSeq and is a predicted model, not a curated record. The coding region runs from base 1 to 957 and encodes 318 amino acids. The transcript has 4 exons.